Messenger RNA from Tinamus guttatus (white-throated tinamou), 874 nucleotides. The record is from RefSeq and is a predicted model, not a curated record. Lineage: Eukaryota; Metazoa; Chordata; Aves; Tinamiformes; Tinamidae.
AUGACGACAGAAUGGCGCUUUGUCCUUCAGAGAAUUGUUUCAAUCAUGACUCUCACUGUUCUUGCUUAUGAGCGCUACAUUCGAGUAGUCCAUGCAAAAGUGAUCAAUUUCUCUUGGUCUUGGCGAGCUAUCACAUACAUCUGGCUCUAUUCAUUAGCCUGGACUGGAGCACCUCUUUUGGGCUGGAACAGAUACACGCUGGAAAUCCAUGGUCUAGGUUGUUCAAUGGACUGGAAGUCAAAAGACCCCAACGAUAUCUCCUUCAUUCUCUUUUUCUUCCUUGGUUGUCUAGUAGCACCUGUUGGGAUCAUGGCCUAUUGCUAUGGCCAUAUUCUAUAUGCAGUGAGGAUGCUCCGUUCUGUAGAAGAUUUUCAGACUGUUCAAGUGAUUAAACUUCUAAAAUAUGAAAAGAAGGUGGCUAAAAUGUGUUUCUUAAUGAUUUCCACAUUCCUUAUUUGUUGGAUGCCUUAUGCAGUGGUCUCCCUGCUGGUAACAUAUGGCUAUGGCAACCUCGUAACUCCAACAGUAGCUAUCAUCCCAUCUUUCUUUGCCAAGUCAAGCACUGCUUAUAAUCCAGUCAUCUACAUCUUCAUGAGUAGAAAGUUUCGACGAUGCCUCUUGCAGCUCCUCUGCUUUCGCCUGAUGAGAUUCCAAAGGGCUGUGAAAGAGACACCAGCAACAGAGAGCGACAAACCAAUAAGACCAAUCGUCAUGUCACAGAAAGUAGGGGACAGGCCAAAGAAGAAAGUGACUUUCAGCUCCUCCUCUAUAAUUUUUAUUAUCACCAGUGAUGACACUCAACAAACAGAUGACAACAGUAAACACAGUGGGACAAAAGUAAAUGUCAUCCAAGUAAAGCCGCUAUAGAGAUGAG